GUUUCACCAUCUGGUAACACUGUCAAUAGCUUGCAUGUUAAAAACGCCGGAAACUAAUUUUUGGUUUUGUUUAUAAAUAUUGAUCCGAAAUGGCGGCAGGUCCCAUUGCUGAACGCAACCAAGAUGCCACCAUCUAUGCCGGCGGUCUGGAUGACAAGGUGUCGGAAACGCUGCUGUGGGAGCUAUUUGUGCAGGCAGGCCCAGUGGGUAAGUACCGAGCAUACCGAAUUCCUGCAAUCCUCUUAAUCACCUAUAUUCCAGUGAACGUACACAUGCCCAAGGAUCGGGUCACCCAAAUGCACCAGGGCUAUGGGUUUGUGGAGUUCCUUAGCGAGGAGGACGCCGACUAUGCCAUUAAGAUUAUGAAUAUGAUAAAGCUAUAUGGUAAACCCAUUCGGGUGAACAAGGCGUCAGCCCACCAGAAAAAUCUGGACGUUGGCGCCAAUAUCUUUAUCGGCAACCUGGACGUGGAGGUGGAUGAGAAACUGCUCUACGAUACAUUCUCCGCCUUCGGUGUUAUUCUGCAAACCCCAAAGAUUAUGAGGGAUCCGGAGACGGGCAAGUCGAAAAGCUUCGCCUUUAUUAACUUUGCCAGCUUUGAAGCCAGUGAUGCGGCCAUGGACGCCAUGAAUGGCCAAUACCUGUGCAACCGUCCCAUUUCUGUGUCCUAUGCCUUCAAGAAGGAUCACAAAGGCGAACGGCACGGCUCUGCAGCAGAGCGUCUGUUGGCUGCGCAAAAUCCUUCGGCUCAUGCAGACAGGCCGCAUCAACUGUUUGCCGAUGCGCCAGUGCAGAAUAUGAUGCCGCAGAUGACAGGCCAGAUGAUGCCACCGCCGAUGAUGGCUCCGCCGCCGCCUGUUGUACCCGUUUCGAAUAACAACAUGGGUAUGAUUGCACCGCCGCCUCCAGUGCCUCAGCCUGCGCCAUUCCCAGCCACGAUACCACCGCCACCGCUACCACCGAUGGCCGGUGGACAGCCACCUCUGCCACCAGCGAUGGGAAUACCUCCGCCGCCGCGAAUGAUGCAGCCAAACGCUUGGGCACCUCCUGGUAUGCCGGCGCCUCCUCCCAGACCACCUCCCACCAACUGGCGUCCGCCGCCUGUGCCGUUUGCGCCUGCUCCUUUUGCACGGCCCUACCAACCCGACGGCUACCAAUACUAGAUCUAGCGUGUAGUGUAUACCAAUUUGAACGCGACGAAAUAAAUUUUAAUAGGAUUUAUCAAUGAAAGAUGCUCUGGUAUAAGUUAAGACUACUUCGGUUCGUGCUCUUGGAAUUAUAAUGCAUUUAAUACACCCAAAAAUAUAACUUUGUAAACUAUUUCGAUAAAUAAUUAGUUCUACAGAAAACACCUUUUAGAACCUUUACAAUCAUUUCCAACUAUCAAGUUUAUAGCUAUGAUAUAAAUUAAGACUACUUCCUGGUCAUUUAACAAUUUAUUACACUUAAAAAAAUAUUUUCAUUCUUUUUUCUAGUUUGAAAAAUAUUUUAAAAGCUACAAAGUCACCAGCCUAGUUUGUAAUUUGUAUUACGUGAGAGAGCAAAUAAAUUUUAACACAAUUUAAAAAAAA
Drosophila eugracilis is the source of this 1571-nucleotide messenger RNA. RefSeq names its product splicing factor 3B subunit 4 (gene Spx). Gene Ontology annotation, molecular function: RNA binding. Gene Ontology annotation, cellular component: nucleolus; U12-type spliceosomal complex. Gene Ontology annotation, biological process: positive regulation of mRNA splicing, via spliceosome. The transcript has 2 exons. Bases 90 to 1163 code for a protein of 357 amino acids. The record is from RefSeq and is a predicted model, not a curated record. Lineage: Eukaryota; Metazoa; Arthropoda; Insecta; Diptera; Drosophilidae.